AUGCCCAACCCCAUAACCACCCACGGCUUCACUUCCGUCCCCGCCUCUGCCACAACCCUCCUAACGUCAACACCCGCCUACCCAGCACCUACCAGCCAACCAAGCCCAAUCCCCGUCACCUCGACCCCAAUCCCAAACACACCACUGGCGCAGCGCAUCAAUAGCUACGCCAAAGCGCGUCUCCCCGAGCCGACAUACAACCACUCGCUGCGCGUGUACCACUUCGGGCUCGCGAUCAAGCAGUACCGGUUCGCGGCACAGGCAGACUGGCAAUUUUCCGAUGAAACAUACUUCCUGGCGUGCGUGCUGCAUGAUAUCGGAACUACAGAGGAGAACAUCACCGCAACGCAUUUGAGCUUUGAGUUCUUUGGGGGACUGCUUGCUAUGGAUGUGCUUCAGAAGAAUCCCAACGACAAUGUCGGCGGAGACGGCGGAAAUGGCCAGGGCGGAGCUCCGGCAGGUGUGGCGUCGCGCGACCAGGCCGAGAGCGUGGUCGAGGCUAUUAUCCGACACCAGGAUUUAUGCGAGGUCGGGAAGAUUACCGCACUAGGCCAGCUAUUGCAGUUGGCGACUAUCUUUGACAACACGGGCACCUAUGCCGAUCUGGUCCACCGGGACACGAUCAAGGACGUCUGCGCCCAUUUCCCGCGCCACCACUGGAGCAACUGCUUUGCGGCGACCAUUCGGCGUGAGAAUGGCCUGAAGCCGUGGGCGCAUACCACGGCGUUGGGCGAGGAGGCUUUUCCAGCCAAGGUGUUGGCGAAUACGCUGAUGGAGCCAUAUGAGUAG
Penicillium riverlandense is the source of this 789-nucleotide messenger RNA. Its product is annotated as putative urea hydro-lyase/cyanamide hydratase. The coding region runs from base 1 to 789 and encodes 262 amino acids. The transcript is spliced from 2 exons. NCBI's taxonomy places the organism in Eukaryota, Fungi, Ascomycota, Eurotiomycetes, Eurotiales, Aspergillaceae. The record is from RefSeq and is a predicted model, not a curated record.